AUGACGACGACUGCGACCACCCUGAAGGGGCAGCCCCUCGACCGGGCUGCCUUCGAUUCCAUGAUGCGCCGGCGCAUGUUCUACACCCCCAGCUUCGAGAUCUAUGGGGGUGUUUCUGGCUUGUAUGACUAUGGCCCACCAGGUACCUCCUUACAGUCGAAUCUGCUGGACAUAUGGAGGAAGCACUUCGUUCUCGAGGAGGAUAUGCUCGAAGUCGACUGCAGCGUCUUGACCCCCCACGAGGUCUUCAAAACCAGUGGCCACGUCGACCGAUUCGCCGACUGGAUGUGCAAAGAUCCCAAAUUCGGCGACAUCCUCAGAGCCGACCACUUCGUUGAGGAUGUGCUUGAGGCGCGGCUGAAGGGUGACAAGGAGGCUCGUGGUCAGACAGUCGAGGAGAAGAAGAAGGACGCCAAGAGAGAGAAGAAGAAGUCCAAGGACCAGCAAGAAGCUGUCAAGCUCGACGAUGCUGUGGUCAAGGAAUACGAGGAAAUUCUCGCCAAGAUCGACAACUACAACGGCGAAGAGCUGGGUGAGCUCAUCAAGAAGUACGAUCUGAGAGUCCCGAAGAGCGGCCUGCAACCGACACCACCCGUCGCAUUCAACCUGAUGUUCCAAACCUCGAUUGGCCCGAGCAGUAAUUUGCCUGGCUAUCUUCGUCCCGAGACGGCACAAGGCCAGUUCCUCAACUUUGCCAAGCUUCUCGAGUUCAACCAGGGAGCCAUGCCUUUCGCCUCUGCAUCCAUUGGCAAGUCGUACAGAAAUGAGAUUUCCCCACGGGCCGGUCUGCUCCGUGUCCGGGAAUUCUUGAUGGCUGAGAUCGAGCACUUCGUGGACCCUGAGGGCGGCAAAAAGCACAGCCGGUUCUAUGAGGUUGAGGACAUUGAACUUGACCUUCUCCACCGCGAUACCCAGCUCUCAGGCAAGACCACGGUCCAGAAGAUGACCAUUGGGAAAGCUGUGAAGGAUGGCGUUGUGGACAACGAGACGCUCGGCUACUUUUUGGCCCGCAUCAGCCUCUUUAUGCAGAAGAUCGGCAUUGAUAUGAGCAAGCUUCGAUUCCGACAACACAUGGCCAACGAGAUGGCUCACUACGCGUGUGAUUGCUGGGACGCAGAACUUCUAACCUCCUCUGGCUGGGUGGAAUGUGUUGGCUGUGCUGACAGAAGCGCCUACGACUUAACGGUCCACAGCAAACAUACUGGAAAGCCUCUUCUUGUGCGACAGAGACUCGAAGAGCCGCGCAUUGUCCAGGAGUGGGAUGUGGUUAUCAAGAAGAAGAAGUUCGGUCCUGCUUUCAAGAAAGAUGCCAAGGCCAUUGAGGCUGUGAUUCUGGCCACCACACAAGAGCAGCGUGAGAAGCUGGCCAAGGAGAUAGAAGAGACCGGCAAGGCUGCCAUUGACGUCCCGGAGCUGGGUAAGGUGGACGUGGGCAAGGAUCUGCUUGCUGUGGAGUACAAGUCCAGAACGGAGAACGUUCGGGAUUACACACCCAACGUCAUCGAGCCUUCCUUUGGCAUCGGAAGAAUACUCUUUGCUCUUUGUGAGCACAACUACUGGACCCGAGCAAGCGAGGGUGGCGAUGAAGCUCGCAGUGUUCUAUCAUUCCCGCCUGCUACAGCGCCGACAAAAGUGCUCAUCGUACCUCUGUCUUCGAACGAUAAGUUUCGGCCAUACAUAACCAAGCUAUCCCAAAAACUGCGAUCCGCCAAGAUCUCAGCCCGCGUUGAUGACUCGUCUGCGACGAUCGGCAAGCGCUAUAGCCGAAACGACGAGCUGGGCACGCCCAUGGGCAUUACCAUUGACUUCCAGACAGUAGAAGACGGCACGAUCACGCUAAGAGAUCGUGAUUCCACUAAGCAGGUCCGCGCAGAGGAGGAGAAGAUCAUUGCCGCGGUCCGGGACAUUGUGAAUGGCGAUAAGACAUGGCAGGAUAUUGAGAAGGAACUGCCGAUCUUUGAAGGUCAGGAGCUCGCAAGCCGAUAA
Anthostomella pinea is the source of this 1986-nucleotide messenger RNA. The record is from the annotation of a GenBank genome assembly. NCBI's taxonomy places the organism in Eukaryota, Fungi, Ascomycota, Sordariomycetes, Xylariales, Xylariaceae.